AUGGCAUCAGAACCGUCAGCUUCUACAUUGGCUACUAGCCGCAGCUCGAUGGUCUUCUCGGAUAGCUUGAGACUCUCAGCCGAGGCUUGGAGCAUCGUAGCUGCCUUGAUGACCGCUGUCAUAGCCUACAAAAUCUGGACCGAUCACAAGUCCAAGUUGCCGCCUCUCGUCAACCCGCCGCAGCUGUUCGAUCUAAGUGGAGCAGCCGUCAAGAGGGACUUUGUUCAGCGAAGCAAUGAAAUCAUUCAACAAGGUUCCAAGACGUUUGGGGGAGAGCCUUACAGCGUCAUGUCUGACACCGGCCGCGUGAUUAUGCUGGCUCCGAAGCAUGUUGAUGAGGUUCGAAACGACCCAAAGCUGAGCUUUUUGAAGAAUACGGAACAUGAUUUCCAUGCUUAUCUGCCUGGUUUCGAACCAUUUGGGGCGGGAAGCGCUAUCCAGAUUCUCAUCUUGGUCGCCAAGAAGCAACUCACCAAGUUUCUAGCGAAGAUCACGAAGCCACUUUCUGAUGAGACAGCGUUCUCUUUUCAGACAGUCCUUGGCGACUCGACAGAAUGGCAUGAAGUCAGCUUGGGCCAGACAAUUCUCAACGUAGUCUCCCGCCUCUCUUCCCGCGUCUUCCUCGGCCCGGAACUCUGCCGCAGCGAAGCAUGGCUGAACAUCACAGUCAUGUACGUGGUGGACUGCUUCAUCGCAGCGGAGAGACUUCGCAUGUUUCCAAAGCCCCUGAGACGUAUAGCCCACUGGCUCCUACCAGAGUGCCAGCGCGUUCGAAGCCACCGCGCCGCGGUCGAACAAGGACGCCCGGUGCCGACGUAUGAUGAUGCGAUUCAGUGGGGUGAGGAGGAGUCCGCAAGGUCAGAGUAUGACCCGGCCAUCUACCAACUUGCGCUCGCUGGAGCUGCGAUUUAUACGAUGACCGACCUCAUGACGCAACUGAUUUUGAACAUUGUUCCGAGACCUGAGUUGGUGGCUGCGCUUCGAUCUGAGAUGAUUGAGGUUCUCGUGAAGGAAGGCUGGGCGAAGACGUCGCUUUUCAAUCUCAAGCUUUUGGAUAGCGUGAUGAAAGAGACGCAGAGGAUGAAGCCGAUUCAGUCGAUUUCCAUGGGCCGCAUUGCCGACGCUGACGUUCAGCUCUCUGAUGGAACGGUCAUUCCCAAAGCUAUGAAAUGCGCCGUCGCCAACACCUCGAGACACGACCCGGCAAUCUACGAGAACCCCCUCGAAAAACCAGGCGCAUUCGUAACAACGGGCCCAGAUUCUCUUGGCUUUGGCCACGGACAGCAUGCCUGCCCCGGACGCUUCUUUGCUGCAAACGAAGUCAAGAUUGCCAUGUGCCACUUGCUUCUAAAGUAUGAUCUUGAGCUGGUUCCCGGGUCUGAUUGUUCGGUGCAGGCGCACGGCUUCAGUUUGAACUGGAAUACAGGAGCAAAGAUUAGGGUGAGACGGAGGAAGGAGGAGGUCAAUCUGGAAAGCUUGUGA
Colletotrichum phormii is the source of this 1482-nucleotide messenger RNA. Its product is annotated as cytochrome P450. The transcript has 7 exons. The record is from RefSeq and is a predicted model, not a curated record. The coding region runs from base 1 to 1482 and encodes 493 amino acids. NCBI's taxonomy places the organism in Eukaryota, Fungi, Ascomycota, Sordariomycetes, Glomerellales, Glomerellaceae. Gene Ontology annotation, molecular function: monooxygenase activity; heme binding; oxidoreductase activity, acting on paired donors, with incorporation or reduction of molecular oxygen.